UUUACUUUUAGCAGUGUUUUGUGAUUCAGUGCUUUAAUUAAAUUCUUAAUUUUUAAGGAUUUACGUAAAAUUUAGUAGCGAAUUUCUUAUCAGUUUUUGUGUCGCUUGAUAUGUUAUGUGCGUGGCGAAGGUCUGUCUAUAACUACAUACUGUUUUUGAAUUUGAAGGAUUUUUUGAACUACGAUGGGGAAUUCACCGUCCGUAGUGCAUUCGGAGCAGAGAGCUGCAAACGGGGAACCCAUUGCGCCAUCUCUUCCGCAGGCCGUUUCCUCUUCGCCACCUGCAGUUCGACACUAUGAAGGCAACAUUAGUGAAUGCCCCAUGCACGCCGAACUGGCUAACAAAGAGAAUCGCACCAGUAAGGCGUCGCUGGUAUCAGAAUGCCCCAUAAAAGGCGAGAAACCCAGCGACAUCGACCCGAUGAACAUGAUGCCUCCUCCCAACCAGAGACCGUCGCCUGAACAGCCCUUUCCACUACCGACGGCACGACAGGAGUCAUCCAUACCGAAAUUUGAUACGAAGGACGGUGAGAAAUGGGUAUAUCCAUCGCAGCAGAUGUUCUGGAAUGCCAUGUUAAGAAAAGGCUGGAGAUGGCAGGAGGCGGACAUUUCCGCCAAUGAUAUGGCUCAUAUAAUACGGAUUCACAAUGUUAAUAACGAAGUCGCAUGGCAGGAGGUGCUAAAGUGGGAAGCUCUGCAUAUGAACGAAUGUGCAUGCCCGAGACUGAAGAAAUUCGGCGGAAAGGCGCAAGAGUUCUCACCGCGUGCUCGAAUUCGCUCCUGGUUGGGAUAUGAGCUGCCAUUUGACCGGCACGACUGGAUUGUGGAUCGUUGUGGAAAAGAAGUCCGAUACAUCAUCGAUUAUUACGAUGUGGGAGAAGUUAACAGCCAAACUGGCAAAUUUGCCGUUCUGGAUGUGCGACCGGCAUUUGAUUCCUUCGGAGCCAUGUGGGACCGAAUGCGUGUGUCCUACUGGCGUUUCCGACACGGCGAUCAUGGAAAACCGCAACAGCUAUCACCGCAAGAAGUGCUGCAGCAAAAUGUUCCUGCUCAGAAUGCCAAAGCGUCCGCGUGAAUUAAUCUGGUGUCGCAUUGUAUUGUUGCAGUGUUUUUUUGUGGCCGUCUGUUACGAGGAAGCAGUUUUUGCCUUUGGUGCUCUUUUGUUUUGCUGUGGUUUGUUACAGUUUAGCCAAAUAAUGUGGUCAACCAAGAUCUUUAUUUAUAAAUCUUGCCGACGUA
This is a messenger RNA of Paramacrobiotus metropolitanus, 1238 nucleotides long. Its product is annotated as holocytochrome c-type synthase-like. Bases 184 to 1074 code for a protein of 296 amino acids. The record is from RefSeq and is a predicted model, not a curated record. Gene Ontology annotation, cellular component: mitochondrion. Gene Ontology annotation, biological process: cytochrome c-heme linkage. Lineage: Eukaryota; Metazoa; Tardigrada; Eutardigrada; Parachela; Macrobiotidae. Gene Ontology annotation, molecular function: holocytochrome-c synthase activity. The transcript is spliced from 2 exons.